Molecule: messenger RNA, 3355 nt
Organism: Leptonychotes weddellii (Weddell seal)
Lineage: Eukaryota; Metazoa; Chordata; Mammalia; Carnivora; Phocidae
Source: RefSeq, a predicted model, not a curated record
AUGUCUGCCUACUACAGGAAUAAUGGGUAUGAGGAAGAUCCAGAUUACCCUGACUAUUCAGGAUCUCGGAACCGUAUGUGGGGGCAUUUGAAAACUCAGGAUUAUCCAGAUUCUCCAGAUGCUCUGAACAACUCAGGCUACCCUAGCACCAGGAGCAACCCAUACUCUGCAGACUACAGAACAGGUCCAGACUAUCCUGGGUCUCUAGCAGAACCAGAUUAUCCUGGAUCUCGGAGUAAUCCAGACCAGUCUGGCACCAGAAGCAACUCAUUCUCUGUUGGCUCCAGAAGAAGUUCAGAUUAUCCCAUACCUUUGGCAGAGCCAGAUUAUAUUGGAUCUUGGAGCAAACCAUACCAUCCAGGCUCAUCCAGAGAGCCAGACUACUCUGAAUCCCAACGGAAUUUUGAUUUUGCAGGUUCCAGAAGCAGUGGAAACUAUGCAGGCUCCAGAACAAAUCCUGAUUAUCUCGACUCUUUGGGAGAGCCAGACUACCCUGGAGCUCAGGGAAACUCUAAUCAUCCUGGCUCCAGGGCAAAUUCCAACCAUCCCGGUACCAGAAGGAAUCCAGAAUAUGCUGGUUCCAGAAUCAAUCCAUACAUGGACACUCUGGGAGAGCCUGAUUAUCCAGGAGCUGAGAAUCAACUUAACUCUCCAAACUUUUUUGGGGAGCCAGACUAUCCCAACGCUGAGGACUAUCAGAACUCUCCAGACUUUUGGGGGAAGCCUGAUUACCCAGUUGCUGAGAAUGGUCAUGAUUAUGGCUCUUCUGAGACUUCAGAAAUGACCAGAGAGGUGCUCAGCAGAACAUCUUCAAUCCGGCCCUCAUUUCGUCAUAGGGGUGAUGGCCCCUUGGGUGUCCUUGAGAGAGAGAAUGAAGAUUACCCUGAAAGCAUUGCAAUGAAAUCCAUGGGGAUGGCAAAUCCAUAUGGCGACUCUGUGCCCGGGGCUCCUGGCAAUGGCUAUGUGAACCCUGCUUAUGUGGGUGAAAGUAGCCCCCGCCCAGCUUAUGGAAACCCACCAUUGUCUGGAUGCGACUGGCACGAGUCACCCCAAGGACAAAAGUUAAUCGCAUCUCUGAUACCAAUGACAUCUAGAGACAGAAUUAAAGCCAUCAGGACUCAGCCAAGAACCAUGGAAGAGAAAAGGAACCUUAAGAAAAUGGUUGACAAAGAGAAAAGUAAGCAGUCCCGUCGUAUGCUUGAGCUCAACUGCUGUACUCAGUGUCUAAACUCCAUUUCACGGGCGUACCGGAGAUCUAAGAACAGCCUGUCAGAACUGUUCGAUUCCGUCAGCCUAUGGCAGAAGACGCUCAAGGUCAUCGGAGGCAAGUUCGGAACCAGCGUCCUCUCCUAUUUUAACUUUCUGAGGUGGCUUUUGAAGUUCAACAUUUUCUCGUUCAUUGUGACCUUCAGCUUUAUCAUAAUCCCUCAGUUUACGGUGGCCGAGAAGAACACCCUCCAGUUCACUGGACUGGAGUUUUUCACUGGGGUGGGUUAUUUUAGAGACACAGUGAUGUACUAUGGCUUUUACACCAAUUCUACGAUCGGGCACAGGAACGGUGGGGCAUCCUACGACAUGCAGCUGGCCUACCUCUUCACAAUUGGAGCAUGUUUGGUCAUCUGUUUUUUCAGUUUGCUAUUCAGCAUGGCUAGGUACUUCCGGAACAACUUCAUUAACCCCCACAUUUACUCCCGAGGAAUCGCUAAACUGAUUUUCUGCUGGGACUUCACCGUCACUCACGAAAAAGCUGUGAAGCUGAAACAGAAGAAUCUUAGCACUGAAAUAAGGGAAAACCUGUCAGAAAUCCGUCAGGAGAAUGUCAAGUUAAGGCUCAAUCAGCAGCUGAUCCGCUUCUCUGCCCACCUGGCGGCCUGGGUUGUCUCCACUGGAGUGGCGGUUGCCUGCUGCGUAGCUGUUUAUUACCUGGCUGAGAACAACUCAGAGUUCCUGAAGAAGCACAAGGACCCUGGAGCAGUACUGUUGCUGCCUUUCAUUGUGUCCUGCAUCAACCUAGCAGUGCCACGCCUCUACUCCCUGUUCAGGCUCGUGGAGCGGUACGAGAUGCCACGGCACGAAGUCUAUGCCCUCCUGAUCCGAAACAUCUUUCUGAAAAUAUCAAUCAUUGGAAUUCUUUGUUACUAUUGGCUCAACAUUGUGGCUCAGGCUGGUGAAGAGUGUUGGGAAACCCUCAUUGGCCAGGAAAUCUACCGACUCCUUCUGAUGGAUUUUGUAUUCUCUUUAGCUGAUUCCUUCCUGGGCGAGUUUCUGAGGAGACUCAUUGGAAUGCAGUUUAUCACAAGCCUUGGCUUACAAGAGUUUGACAUUGCCAGGAACGUCCUGGAACUGAUCUAUGCACAAACUCUGGUGUGGAUUGGAACCUUCUUCUGCCCUCUGCUGCCCUUUAUCCAAAUGAUUACUCUUUUCAUCAUGUUUUACGUCAAAAAUAUCAGCCUGAUGAUGAAUUUCCAGCCUCCCAGCAAAGCCUGGCGAGCCUCACAGAUGAUGACAUUCUUCAUCUUCUUGCUCUUUUUCCCAUCCUUCACCGGGGUCUUGUGCACCCUAGCCAUCACCAUUUGGAGAUUGAAACCUUCAGCUGACUGUGGCCCCUUCCGAGGUCUGCCCUUCUUCAUUUACUCCAUCUACGGCUGGAUCGACACCUUGAGUAAAAGGCCCAGCUACCUGUGGGUUGUUUGGAUCUACCGGAACCUCAUCGGAAGCGUGCAUUUCUUUUUCAUCCUCACCCUCAUUGUGUUAAUCAUCACCUACCUUUACUGGCAGAUCACAGAGGGAAGAAAGAUUAUGAUCAGACUGCUCCAUGAACAGAUUAUUAAUGAGGGCAAAGAUAAAAUGUUCCUGAUAGAAAAGUUGACCAAGCUGCAGGAUAUGGAGAAGAGAACAAACACCACCUCGUUCACAAUGGAAAGGAGAGAUGUAGAGCAACCAGGCCCUUUACCUGUCAGGGAACAUGAUGCUGCUCGUGACCUGCGAUUUAGGCGAUCAGUUCAAGAAGAGAAUUCAAAGGCGUGAUGUUUAUUGCAGCAGCCAGACACCAAUCAAAUGAAAAGACACUCGGGCCUUUCUAAGCUUCCCAGGAGGGGAAUUCAAGCCAUUAGCCAGGACGGGAAACUGACCCCAGUGUAUAUACUGAAGCAAAUUUGGCCAUUCCCUGCUGGUUUUUUAUACCUGGAUUGCUAAUUUUCCAAGAUAAAAUAUUCGGAAUUUUAAAAUAAAGCCUAUUGUAACAUUUAAACUGGUUCCUAAAGACCCAGAAGAGAUAACCUGGGAAUUAUGUAUUCAGUCUUUAAGAGAUGUGCAUAUGAAUUAUUGGUCCUUAGAAAUCUCUACUCCCGGACCU